This is a messenger RNA of Pectinophora gossypiella (pink bollworm), 2280 nucleotides long. RefSeq names its product homeobox protein Hox-A4 (gene exex). Gene Ontology annotation, biological process: neuron projection morphogenesis; spinal cord motor neuron cell fate specification; regulation of DNA-templated transcription. Gene Ontology annotation, cellular component: nucleus. The transcript has 4 exons. Gene Ontology annotation, molecular function: DNA-binding transcription factor activity, RNA polymerase II-specific; sequence-specific double-stranded DNA binding. The coding region runs from base 7 to 1317 and encodes 436 amino acids. The record is from RefSeq and is a predicted model, not a curated record. Lineage: Eukaryota; Metazoa; Arthropoda; Insecta; Lepidoptera; Gelechiidae.
CUAAAGAUGUCCUCUCAGAUCCUAUCACACACCAUGUACCGACGUGACUCUGAAGACAAAUCUUUAGAGAUAGAACAGGAUGCAAGCCGAUCUAACAGCCCAAAAAACAUGAAAUAUUACAAAAUGGACGACGAAAAAACAGUCCUGAAUCAAAGCAAGAAGUCCUUCUGCAUCGACGCUUUGUUAUCAAAACAUAUAGAGCCCGAAAACAACCAGACGCUACAAGAAAGGAUGUCGCACCAAAAAUACUUCCAACUAACAAAAAACUACAUAACAAGAUACCAAAAUGACAAUCAAAACGAACACGAGAAUUUCGAAUCGAAAAUAGAACAGAACACCAUCGAAAAAUACCACGACAAAUACGAUAAAUACCAAAAUGACAGCGACAAAUACAUGAAUGACACUGACAAAUACCAGAAUGAGAAUCAGAGUUUGAAUUUCGAUUCUCGGGAGACUGAGAGUCAGAGGUCCGGGCGGAGUGGGCAGAGCAGUCCCAGAAGUGGGAGUCCAGUGUCCGAUGAUGGGAACCGGUCUGCCAGCUACAGCCCCCCCAUAUCACCGGGAGUUGAGGGGGGGAACGAGGAGUAUGAGAGUUAUAGACCUGGAAUAAUCCCAAAACCGGGCCUCCUGCCUCAAAACCCGGCGCUAGUCGCGGCGCAGUCGGCAGCCCUAUUCUACCCGCAGCUGCCGGCGGGCGCUCCGCCCCCGGCGCCUCCGCUGUCAGCCUUCCAUCAUCCCGGGGACCGGGUCCUCCAUCAUAUGCAGCUCGAGUGGCUGGCAAGGACCGGAAUGCUGUAUCACAGGAUACCAGAGCUUGGAGGCGCGCCGCACGCGCUGCUCGGCAAGACCCGGCGCCCGCGCACCGCGUUCACGUCGCAGCAGCUGCUUGAGCUGGAGAAACAGUUCCGCAUGAACAAGUACCUCUCGCGCCCGAAGCGGUUCGAAGUCGCCACCAGUCUCAUGCUCACCGAGACUCAGGUAAAAAUCUGGUUCCAAAACCGAAGAAUGAAGUGGAAACGCUCAAAAAAGGCUCAACAAGACUCCAAAAGCAAAGAUUCGACACACCAAAGCGAGGAGAAAAAAAUACCCAAAGACCAACCCGAGCCCGAUAAAACACCCACGCAAUUGGCAACCGACUUGACAUCUGUCAAACCACCCCCUAUGUUGGACAGGGACAGAAUUAUCGCACUAGAAAGAGAAAGAGCGAUGGCCGCCGCGAACUUUAAUUCGAAUUUGGAAAACAAUCGGCGGGGAUUGGUCGUAAUGAACCAAGAUGGCGCGCGAAGCAUGGAUAUGUUUAGGCCGUAUGUAGUAUGAAAAUAAAUGUAUUUUUAUUUGUUAUUAUAUUGUGUUUAGGUUAAGUUUUUUUCUUGUAGAAUUGAUUAAAAGUAGAGCAAUUUCUCUAAAUGAAAAUUAGGGGAAUCUAUAAAAUACCUACAGCGUAAUCCAAAAACGGUCGUUUAAUUUUAAAAACAAAAUGUUUCUAUUUCGACAACAAAUGUCAGUUCUGGAGCUUUCCAUAGACAAUAUUUUAUCAACGAGCAUGUCUAGCGUGAAUUUGUUAUUUGCGUUACAGAAAAGAAAUUACAACUUUUUAAAAAUAAAAAUACACUAGUAGUCAAGAAAACGACUCAAGUUGUGUUGCUGAGAAUUCGGGAAAAUAACUCUUUUCUAUACAAAUUAUUGUUAAGUACAUAAUAAGGCCAAGUAAUUAAUGCCAUUUGCAGCAAAUCUACGAUAUAAAGUUGACCCAUGCAUUUAAGUAAGAGCCACGCUCUUGUCGGUGUAGCAUUCUCCAUGCUACUUUUUAUUUUUUUACCCGCAGUACUCUGUCUGUCGCGAAUGCGAUGGCGGCGCCCAGAGUAAUCUAUUUCAAAGCCGUACUAGGACUCCUGUCCUCCGCCUCUGAUUAGUACUGACAGUUACUGCUGUUGUGAUGUAAGUCAUAUUGUUGAAAAAGCACAAAUUAUUCGUAUUGUAGACUGAGUUGUUCCCAAACGCCCAACAACAAAAUUUGAAUCGUUUUUUUUUACCCGUCAUUAUAUUGGCAUCGUUUUGUACAGUACCUACUAAGUAAAUAAGCAACUAGUAUAAUUAGGCAUAUACUUGCAUAUGCCUAAUUAUGCAUAUGCAUACUUAAUUAAUUAUAUUUCAAAUGUAUCAGGGGGGUUAGAAAAGCCACAUCGAAGCAAUUCAUCUAAAAAAGCAAUAUUGCUAUUUGAUAUUUGUGUGCAUUGCGCAUUUAAGUACUUUUAUAUACAUGUCAAAUUGCAAUAUUGC